Molecule: messenger RNA, 422 nt
Organism: Umbelopsis ramanniana AG
Lineage: Eukaryota; Fungi; Mucoromycota; Umbelopsidomycetes; Umbelopsidales; Umbelopsidaceae
Exons: 2
Coding region: 194-361 (55 amino acids)
Source: RefSeq, a predicted model, not a curated record
AUUUUAUCGACAUUACAAACAACAUUUGCAACCUUGAAGUAUAGAAUUUAUUUUAAUAAGGGAGCUGAUGUAAACUCCGAGGUGUUAAGGAACUGCAAAUAUGCUUUACACAAGUAUAUUUUGAUAGGAAACGAAUGGCUGCUCAGAAGUAGCUUUGAUACUGAUAACUAUCACUGCCAACACGAUAUAUUUGAUGCUAACAAAUAACGAAGCAGUGUUAAUGCAUGCUUGCUUUGGAAAAAAUUCGACUAUAAAUUCUCGGAUGAACUAUUACUGGUUUCCCAAUAUAACUGCCUUCAACAUAGCGGCCAUAGGUAUAUCUUAUCUGCAAGACAACGUUAAAGAAGCUACUGCAUCAUGACGGAACGCAGAUGUCAUCGUUCAGAAAUAUGCUGGCAACCAUCCAUGACUUUCAUUUGGAC